Molecule: messenger RNA, 1739 nt
Organism: Cephus cinctus (wheat stem sawfly)
Lineage: Eukaryota; Metazoa; Arthropoda; Insecta; Hymenoptera; Cephidae
Gene: IntS14
Product: integrator complex subunit 14
Exons: 6
Coding region: 74-1603 (509 amino acids)
Biological process (GO): snRNA 3'-end processing
Cellular component (GO): integrator complex
Source: RefSeq, a predicted model, not a curated record
ACUAGGCAAAAAAUUCCAAAAUAGAAGUUAAAGAUAUAUAAAAUAUUGAUAUUCAUUAUACAAAGAAAAAAAAAUGCCGACUGUAAUAGCUUUAGACGUUUCACUUUCAAUGAGACGACCGGUAUUAGGCGUCCUGGGAACUGACAGUGUUCAAACUGAACAGUUGACAAGGCAUCAUUUGGCUGUCCAAGGAAUAAAUGCACUUUUACAUUAUCUACAGACAAAUUCAAAGUUAGAGUUUGUCUCCCUUGUUGUAUUCUCCUCGUUGUAUGAAGUCAUAUGUCCUUUCACAAGAGACUAUGAUAGUAUUAGAGCUAAAUUACAAAAUAUUGAAGAAUGCGACAAGACUUGUAUUGAAACUGCUCUACAUGGUGUAAAUAAUGUCAUUAUGGCUGAAUGGGGAAAUACAACAGCUUGUCAAGUUAUUCUAGUAACUGAUGGUAAUCCAGGAGUUGGGACAAUGUCUUUAGGAGAUUCUUUAAAUUCAUUAAAUGUAAAGAGGGAUAAUAAUCCAUUUCCACUUCCUUUUCCUUAUCCUGGAAAACUUAGUAUAGUCUGCAUCGCAUCACAGCAAGAUCCUGGAUUGGCAAUAGGCUUGCCUUUAUAUCAAAGAUUAAUAGAAUUAGCUGGCAGCGAUAGUAUUGUUCUAAUACCUGAAGGACAACUCACAAAAAAUUCUGUGACUAAUUGCUUUCAAAAAUUGGCUGAAGCAAAUUAUGUCUCGUUUCAAGGAUAUUUGAAGUGUGGACAUUUAGGUUCUCGAAUAUUUUUAUCACCACCACCAAUGCCUCAUACCAAGAAGACUGAUUUUGAAAUUCUGGCUGGAUUGACAGUCUCCAAAACAAUAGAAAUAUGCGGGUUUAUAUCUGUGGCUGAUGUUGGCAGUCCUAGUGCCAUUUCCAGGCACCUCGUGCUCCCUCUUCCUACUGAAAAAACACCAAGUAUGCAGGGUAUAUCGUUAGAAGAAGAAUCAGAUACAGAAGAUAAUGGUGAUGACGGAAAAAUCCCAUCAUUUUGUGUAUUACUUCAUGGUGCUUUAAAGGUAGAAAACAUGGCUGCUCUAUGUCUGUUAAACACUGACUGGUAUGGAUUCAUCUAUUCAUGGGCUGAUACCAAGAAGAAAUCAAAUCUAAUGCUUACUUUGUUAGAACCAGGCACUGAUAUAAUACCUUGGCUUGGUAACUUAAGUAACUUAGGACCUAUCGAUGCUGCCAUUAAUAAAAGUGGCGAGAUAGGCUUUCCAGUAAGGCCCUCAGAAAAGAGAAGUUAUUCACAAAACGCACCUUCCUGGAUAAGACAAGUUGGCUUACAAUCUGAUAUACAAAAGAUACUUAGACAUGCCAGGAAGUUACCAGAGAAAACUCAAAAUUUUUACAAGGAAUUGAACCGAUUACGAAGAGCAGCAUUGUCCAUGGGAUUUGUAGAACUUCUAGAAGGUCUCGCAUCCAUUUUUGAAAGAGAAUGUACACUACUUCCACCAAAUCUAAAUCCAGACUGUACAAUACAAAUGGGUCAUGUAGCAGAAAUGCUGAGAAAACCAUACUCACGAGAAUUAAAAAACAACAUAACUCCCGUGCGAACAAAAUUCCAUCAUGCAGAAUGAUAAGUUCAAUUGUUAAAGUUUCAAUAUUCCAAAAACUUGGUGGUCCGUAAAUAUGAUUUUAUUUAUGUAUUAUGUCAGUUUUUUUUGUACACACAGUAUGGAGUUCUCAAUAAACAAGAAGAAUUUCUUAAUUUUA